GAAGGAAGGAAAGAAAGAGAGAGAAAACCAGAAAAGAGGAAAGUGAGAUUGCUCAAUUUCUCCUUCCUCCUCCUUCCCAUACAUAUCCCUCUCUCCAUCUAAUCUACACAUGCACAAAUGUCGCAGCUGCUGAUAUAUGGCUAGCUUAGCAUAUGCUGCAAACCGCUGCAGUCUAGUCACCUCUCAACAUACUCACUGCUUCAUCGUCUAGCUAGCUCUCUCCCUCUCUCUCUAGCGUCCUGUAUCAUCAUCCAGCAGAGAUUCCUCUUCAUCGUCUUCUUCUUCCUCCUCUCUGUUCAUCACCGUCCGGCGAGCCACCGGCGGCCGCAGCGGCGGCGAUUGAUCAGCUGUGUUGAGAAGAGAAAUUAAGAAAUGUCGGCCCAGAUCGCGCCUGCAGAGCAUGUGUGCUAUGUGCACUGCAACUUCUGCAACACGAUUCUCGCGGUGAGUGUCCCAGGAAACAGCAUGCUGAACAUAGUGACCGUCCGGUGUGGGCACUGCACGAAUCUGCUGUCAGUGAACUUGAGAGGACUGAUGCACUCAGCCCCAGCACUACAAGAUCAUCAUCACCAUCACCUCCAGGAGAAUAAUGUGAGUGGAUGCUUCGUCCGUGAUCAAAACGGAUAUCCGGAGUUUGGUUUGUCUGGAGCAUCGUCAUCCUCCAAGCUCAGGCUGCAGCCUCCUGCUGCUGCAGCCAUGGUUUCCUACUCGCAGCAAAACCAGCAGCUCGACCAAGCUCUCCAUGCUCGCCCUCCAGAGAAGAGGCAACGGGUACCUUCAGCAUAUAACAGAUUUAUCAAGGAAGAGAUACGAAGGAUCAAAGCAAACAACCCCGACAUUAGCCACAGGGAAGCCUUCAGCACAGCGGCCAAGAACUGGGCACAUUAUCCAAACAUCCAUUUUGGGCUAAGCCCUGGCCAUGAGGGUAGCAAGAAACUUGUCGAUGUCGACGCCAUCCCAACCGCUCCAUCUUCCAAGAAGAUCCAAGGUUUCUACUCAUAGAUCGAGCGAUGGAUGCAAUCCGACGACACCAACACAGCAAAUAGCAGGAAGAGAAUGAAAGAGCCAAGCAUAUAUAUACAGUGAGUAAAGAAGCAAAAACUAAGGGGAAAAAGAAAAAGGUGUUGCCACACCUUACCUUGUUCUCAUGACUGAAAAACUUGUGAAGACAUACAUAUCAUAAGUACAUAGAAGAAAUCAACUCAUAUAGAGUGAAAAAAACAUACAAAAAAUCAAGCUACUAUAGCACAUCGAUCGACUGAACGGCUGAAUAAACCAUUUGACCAUAUUGUUUUUACAUGUAUAAGUACAUUUUGAAGCUAGCUUGCUGGCUAGUUCUUUAUUUCCUUUGUCUUACAAUGAAAUUAAUUUGCAAACAUAUGAACUGCACUGUCAAUGGUUGCAAA
Oryza brachyantha (malo sina) is the source of this 1406-nucleotide messenger RNA. RefSeq names its product protein YABBY 6. The transcript has 6 exons. Gene Ontology annotation, biological process: multicellular organism development; cell fate commitment. Gene Ontology annotation, cellular component: nucleus. The coding region runs from base 373 to 1002 and encodes 209 amino acids. NCBI's taxonomy places the organism in Eukaryota, Viridiplantae, Streptophyta, Magnoliopsida, Poales, Poaceae. The record is from RefSeq and is a predicted model, not a curated record.